Cooperia oncophora is the source of this 582-nucleotide messenger RNA. The record is from the annotation of a GenBank genome assembly. NCBI's taxonomy places the organism in Eukaryota, Metazoa, Nematoda, Chromadorea, Rhabditida, Trichostrongylidae.
AUGAGGCCUAAUCCACUGCAUAUAACUUUCAAGAAUCCAAAUUGGCCUGCCAAUUUUAUAACUCCCGAGAAUGUCCUCGAAUAUUUUUGCAACUCUGACAAUGCAUUUUACGACAAAGCAUCAUGUAACGAAAACGUACGGAUGCAGAAUAUUUCGCGACCGCUGGAGGAGUGUUUACUUUCAAUGACUGGUAUCCAGUAUGUGUUAUGGAGUGCGCAACCGCCUCUUUAUGUGAUUUGUAAACAUCGUCGAAAUAAUAUGCAGAACGAUAUAAUGUUGCGAAGGGUUACUACUGGCAGUUCGACAAGAAGCCUGUUGUCAAAAAAGGAGGACGAAAAGUCAGAAGAGGAGCAGCCACUCCAAGCUCGCAGCACACACUUUCAGAAGACACGCACUCAUAUGCUGAUGCAGAACCUCUUUGAAAUGUUCCCAGCUGGGAACGCUGUGGCAAUUUCGGACCCUCCUGAAAAGUCGGAACCAAUGGAUACCGAGGAAAAGCCAGAAACAAAUGGUGAUGUUGCAGCACAACAAACUGAAGAAACGACUCAAGCGCCCAGCACUUCAGCCGCCAAGUCUAAAUAG